CAUGGCGUUUACUGCAGUUCUCGAGAUUCUUGAUUUUAAGGGACUACUGCUUUUCAUGGUGGCUUUUCUCUUGGUGGCAGACUACGUGAAGAACAGAAACCCACCAAAUUUCCCACCAAGCCCUUUCUCUCUUCCAUUCCUAGGAAAUGUCUUCAACAUUGACUCCAAGGAGCCACAUAUAUAUCUGACAAAGCUAGGACAUGCCUACAACAACAUAUUCAGUCUGCGAUUAGGAAGAGACAAAGUCAUCUUUAUCACUGGUUAUAAACUAGUGAAAGAGGCCCUGGUGACUCAAGCUGAAAACUUUGUGGAUCGGCCCUACAGUCCAGUGCUGUCGCGAGUCUAUUCGGGCAAUGCUGGACUCUUCUUCAGUAAUGGUGAAAUGUGGAAGAAGCAACGGCGCUUUGCUAUGUCAGCACUGAGGAACUUUGGAUUGGGAAAGAAAACAAUGGAGCUGGCCAUCUGUGAAGAGAGCCGCUUCUUGCUAGAUGAGAUUGACAAUCAGAAAGGAGCUGCUUUUAACCCAGGAAUCCUGCUCAACAAUGCUGUUUCCAAUAUCAUCUGUCAACUGGUGUUCGGCCAGAGAUUUGAUUAUGCAGACCACCAAUUCAGGACAAUGCUAAAAUAUAUAUCUAAAAAUAUUCAAAUAGAAGGUUCCAUUUGGGGCCAGCUCUAUGAAGCAUUUCCAGCCAUUAUGAAGCAUCUUCCUGGGGCGCACAACGACAUGUUCAGUAACUACAAAUUAUUGCAAGCCUUCGUUAAAGACGUUGUUGUCAAACACAAGGCCGAACUAAAUCCCUCAGAGCCUCGGGACUACAUCGACAGCUUCCUAAUUGAAAUGAUCCAGAAGCCACACGAAACAACAGAUGGUUUUGAUGAAGGGAACAUUGUUCCAUGUGUUCUAGACCUGUUUCUAGCCGGGACCGAAACUACAUACACUACAUUGUGUUGGGGUCUUAUAUACCUCAUCACUUAUCCAGAAGUACAAGAAAAGGUCCAGGAGGAGAUAGACAGAGUGAUUGGACGCUCAAGAGAGCCGAGUACAGCCGACAAGGCCAACAUGCCCUACACUGAAGCUGUCCUUCAUGAGAUCCUCAGAUUUGGAGACGUUGUACCAAUGAAUGGCUUGCGGGUGGCUGACAAAGACACAACCAUCGGCGAGUGCUUCAUCCCAAAGGGAACAGCAAUUCUACCCAUACUGCACUCUGUUCUCUUUGAUGAGAACGAAUGGGAGACACCCCACAAGUUUAAUCCUGGACACUUUUUAGACAAGGAGGGCAAGUUUGUGAGGCGGGAUGCAUUCAUGCCCUUUUCUGCAGGAAAGAGGGUCUGUUUGGGGGAGCAGCUCGCUAGAACGGAACUCUUCCUCUUCUUUGUCAUUUUAUUCAGAAAAUUUAGAUUUUCAGCCGCAGAGGGUGAGAAACUCAACCUUGAUGGAGUGAUAGGAGUAACGCGCACCCCACACCCCUUCAAGAUCCAUGCUACGACACGCUGAACAACCCAUAGCAUAUUUACAAUGGCAGUUCUUUUAUAAAAAUAAAUCCACAUUACAAAAAUAUGUAUAAUACACAUAUUAAUUAAUUUGACAUCGUGUCUAUUUAACAUGUCUAAGAAAACAGAUCAGGGGAGAUUAUGGCCUUUCUUUUGCAGACUCGCUUCUUGUUUGAUUAACGGGUGGACAGAAUACAUCUUAAGUUCCCACAUCAAACCUGCAAAAACCUGCCUAGUUUACAAAAGCUAAUAGUGUUGGAUGAACAUUGCCCUAGAGGGAAAAAAAGGGAGAGAAAAGGUCGACUAGUUAAAAAUUAUAGAAUCAGCUACCUGUUAGCACUGAUUUGAAUGGGGUAAAUGGAGAUAAAGUUCAAGUUAUUAAGGUUGCAGAUAAUGAUAUUAGUCAGCAAACAUACGCAACAUUUUUAUGUAAUAAUAAACAAUGUUGAAAUCCA
Messenger RNA from Puntigrus tetrazona (Sumatra barb), 1946 nucleotides. Its product is annotated as cytochrome P450 2J2. Gene Ontology annotation, molecular function: heme binding; oxidoreductase activity, acting on paired donors, with incorporation or reduction of molecular oxygen, reduced flavin or flavoprotein as one donor, and incorporation of one atom of oxygen; iron ion binding. Bases 2 to 1495 code for a protein of 497 amino acids. The transcript has 9 exons. Gene Ontology annotation, biological process: xenobiotic metabolic process. NCBI's taxonomy places the organism in Eukaryota, Metazoa, Chordata, Actinopteri, Cypriniformes, Cyprinidae. The record is from RefSeq and is a predicted model, not a curated record. Gene Ontology annotation, cellular component: intracellular membrane-bounded organelle; cytoplasm.